AUGGAGAAACUAGCAGUAAUCAAACGAGAGCAUGCUCAUGCCACAUCCGUACCAACCAGUGGCUACUGGGAGGGCCCACGGGCAAAACCGUACGGAAAUAUGGGGAUGGGUAUUUGUGAAGGGAAAGACAAUUGUGACUAUUGGGAUCACUAUUACCAACAACAUAAUAGCCAUAUUCUGGGAAUGUUCAUCACCUGGGGUUUCAUUGCAUCAAUCGUUAUUGUGGCAGGUGUAAUCAAUAUUUCGGGCCGUCAUCGCAGGAAACUAUCUCAGAAAGAUGAAGAAGGAAAGGAAAUUGCUGCCGGUGGACGAAGUAUCUACGGUGCACUUGGUGCAUUUUUCAGAAAGUAUUUCCUCCCGCAGUCACUCGGGCAUCUCUUCCCACAUGUUACUCGUUUUCAAGCAAUGAUGGUGGUACUCCUAACACUAUAUUGUACCCUCUUCACCUUUAUCGGGAUCUCCUAUGGGGUGUGGGUCAACCCUACGAAACCUCCCGGUCGACGAAUCGGAUUCCUCGAGUUUAGCGGAGAUCGUACAGGAUGCCUUGCUUUUGCGUUUGUACCACUUGUUUUUAUCCUAUCUUCGAGAGACAACAUCUUCUCGUUGAUCACAGGGGUGUCAUACCAGCACUUCAACUUCCUGCAUCGGUGGAUUGGGAGGUUCAUUUUCAUUAUGACUUGGGUACACACGAUCCUGUGGUCAAUCGAGUUGGGAGUUAUGUACCAACCGCAGCCGACCAAGUAUAAGACAACCUGGGCGAAGCGAUACUGGAAGUACGGAGUUGGAGCUACGGCGUUGUUGACAUUCUUGUUUUUGCAUUCGUUCAGAACAGUGCAGAAGUGGACAGGAUAUGAGUUCUUCAGGAAGAGCCAUGAGGUUGUGGCGGUUUUGUUUUUGGGAGCUUGUUGGGGCCAUUGGCCGGACAUGAGAGAAUGGAUUAUUGCCGGUAUCGCCAUUGUGUUCUUUGAUAGAUGUGUUAGAUACGCUCGAAUGUUUUUGAUUCACAUGAACUGGACAUCUGGCACAAGCGGCGUAUUUGGUCUACAUGCAUUCGAUGGAACUAUCUCCCGCCACCACGACACUGAUGGGAUCGACGUUCUCGUCCUCCGCGUAAAAAGCAACAUCACUUGGAAAGCGGGCCAACAUUUUUUCCUCACUUUUCCCACUCUUAGCUUCUUUGAAUCCCACCCAUUCACUACAUCCAAUAUCCCCACACCAGGUGCAAAGAUCCAAGACCAACUCUACAUCAUCCGCGUGCUCAAGGGCCAAACCAAACGUCUUGCAGAUCUCUGCAUCGAGCCAGAUACAGAGUACCCUCUACCAACAGUUGUAUGUGGCCCUUACGGCACAUCGGUCAUUGAUCAAGGUGCAUCAAACUAUCAACUCGUUGCAGGAGGGACUGGAGCAUCAUUUACUCUGCCCCUGGCCCAAAACAUCAUUGCCUCUACAUCAUCGGAUGAGAAGUGUAUCAUCGACUUUGUCUGGAUUCUGCGCCGUGCCGAGAACUUGAAAUGGAUCCAGAAUGAGCUCCUAGAGCUUCGGAGACAAGCUACAGAGACCCCUGGUGUUGAUCUCUACAUUCGAGUAUUUGUCACUCGUGAAGGGGAAGUCCCCUCCACCUCACCCACCUCACCCACCUCCUCCACCCUUUCCGCAUCCAAAGAAGAAGUCUGUGAUCCGAAAACUAAGGAGACAUUGGGAGUAAGCGUAUCAGCGGAGGCUAAAACAUCGGAGAAUGAUGUUACAAGUUGGCUGCAGAAUCAUCAUCCCAGCUGUAAGGACAUCGUCAAGUCCUUCCGCGACGAGUGUGUGGGCAAGGUCCAGGUACUGGCCUCGGGACCGACAGGACUUGGAAGAGAUCUUAGAGAGGCUGUUGCGGGAUGCAAUGAUAUUUGUAGGGUUUGGAAGGGAGAUGAAGGAGGUGAGGUAGGGCUAUACUGGGAUAGUAGGGAGUUCUAG
Morchella sextelata is the source of this 1959-nucleotide messenger RNA. RefSeq lists its product as uncharacterized. Gene Ontology annotation, molecular function: ferric-chelate reductase activity. The transcript has 4 exons. Gene Ontology annotation, cellular component: plasma membrane. Gene Ontology annotation, biological process: iron ion transport; copper ion import; intracellular iron ion homeostasis. Lineage: Eukaryota; Fungi; Ascomycota; Pezizomycetes; Pezizales; Morchellaceae. Bases 1 to 1959 code for a protein of 652 amino acids. The record is from RefSeq and is a predicted model, not a curated record.